Cynara cardunculus var. scolymus (artichoke) is the source of this 1584-nucleotide messenger RNA. RefSeq names its product protein FAR1-RELATED SEQUENCE 5-like. The coding region runs from base 1 to 1584 and encodes 527 amino acids. Gene Ontology annotation, biological process: regulation of DNA-templated transcription. The transcript has 5 exons. The record is from RefSeq and is a predicted model, not a curated record. NCBI's taxonomy places the organism in Eukaryota, Viridiplantae, Streptophyta, Magnoliopsida, Asterales, Asteraceae.
AUGGAUCCCAUCUCCUUCAACGAGACAUUCGUCAAGGAUAUAUUUGAUGAAAUCGAUGGCAUUAACGGUAAACGUAAAGGUUUUGUUCUUGAUCGUGAAUUUGCAACUGCAACUAAUGAUGGUACAACACAAGAUAAAUGCAAUUACUCAGCUAGGGAUGAGGAUGGGUGCAUUCGUCAAAAUGAAACAAUACCUGAGCGUAGUGACUCGAUUACGGACGGAGUUUCUGCAGAGUUUGACGAUGAUGAUGUUUUGUCCUUGAGUAAUGAAACUGAAGAUUAUCGAUAUCAAGACAUGGGGGAAACAUUUGAUGGGUCGAAAUAUUGGUUUCCUAGUGUAGACGUAAAAUAUAAACCUAAGGUUGGUGAUUCUUUUAAGUCUGUAGAAUCAACUGAGAAAAUGUUUCGGAAAUAUGCCAAAGAAGCUGGGUUUGAUGUACGUUUAUCUAACAAGAAGAUAAAUAAGCUUGGUCGUAUCACGUCCCGAUUUUAUGUGUGUAGUAAGGAAGGGAGGCCACAAAGUAAGUAUUUUGAUUCCUUAGAUGUUCUUCCAGGUGGUCGUACAAUCCGAAAUUCAAAUAUCAAGUGUUCCGGUUGUGGAGCAUGUUUAAAAAUUCACCUUGUUAAAGAACCGAACCAAUAUGAAGUUUACAAGUUUGUUGAGCAGCACAAUCACAUCCUUUUUAAUAAAGAGGAGAUGAGAUUUUCCCGUUCUAAAAGGCAACUCCACUAUGCUGAUCAUAAGAAUGUAUUUCAUGGUUCUAGUUCCAAGGUUGGCGUCACCAAAUCUCAUAGAUUCAUGAAAGCCGUUAAGGGUGGUGUAGAUUCAUCGAGUGGAAGAAAGUUUGUCCUGAGUUUUUUCGAGUACAAGUGUGAUGACAAGGAGUUGUUAGCAAUUUUUUGGGCUGAUGAGACUGCACGAUCAAAUUUUAGGGAAUUUGGUGAUGCAAUCUCAUUUGAUGCAACGUUUAGGACCAACAAGCAUGCUAUGAUAUUUGUUCCGUUCGUUGCAAUUGACAAUCAUAAGAAAUCCGUUGUUGUUGGAGCUGCAUUGAUUCAUAAUGAAUCCCUAGUUGAUUACACAUGGGUAUUAAAAGCGUUUGUAAAAGCACAUGGACGUCAACCACGUUUCGUUAUCACCGACCAAUGUGAGUCGAUGAAACAAGCAAUUCCCAUUGCAUUUCCUGAAUCCAGGCAUCGAUUGUGUAUGUGGCAUAUCAGUAAAAAGGUGAACUCGAAGAUUAGUAAUUACCUCCAACACCGUACGCAGUUCGUUAGCGAAUUUAAUAAGUUGGUGUGGAACGUUCACCUUGGUCCUAAUGAAUUUGAGAUGCAAUGGAACAAUCUGAUUGAAUUUUAUGGAUUAUGUGGAGAUCCAUGGUUUGAUGAAUUGUACGAUAUUAGGGAGUCGUGGAUUCCGGCUUAYUAUAAGGAUUAUCAUAUGUCAGGCCUAAUGAAAACAACAUCCAGGUCGGAGAGCAUCAAUGCGUUUUUUAACGUUUAUGCACAUUUUUGGCAUGAUCUUGUUGUUUUCCUCCGUUCUUUUGAUAAUGCAAUUGAAAGUCAACGGGCAACACAUGGCUAA